UUAUUGUUCAUGGAUGUAAAAACACGUUGACAACUCUAAUGAUAAGAUGGCGAGCUAGUAUGUUGAUGGUUAUUUUAAGAUUAUUUUUAAACUGAGUGUAGGAAGACUCUUUUAAUUUAAUAAACUAAUAAUUUAUUCAUGUUAUUCGAUCUUUUCAUUAAUGUGCCAUGAACCCAUUUGAUUCAACGAUCGAAUCUAUCCCAGAGAUUUCUAAGAUUUUUGAUGAAGACUGCAAUUGUACUGCUAUUGAUAAAACUAUCGGGGAAUCUUGUGGCGAAACUGAAACUCUAAGAAUUAUCAAUGAGUUUCAAAAAUUAUACGAAACUCGUAUUGAAAACGUUGAUCGAGAGUUCGAAAAUGAAUUUGAUCAAGUUUGUAUGAAAUUAGAAAUAUCAAAAGAAUGGAUAAAAAAUUUAAAAGAGCAAAAUGUUAUGCUAGUACAAGUAGUAGAGGAUUUAGAGCAAGCUGCUUGUAAUAGAGUUAAAUUAUUGGAACAAAAAUUAAAACAUUCAUCAGUGUUAGUUUCUGGGAACAUGUCAAAGUCAAUGAAUACAGAAAUGACUAUACAUACACUUUCAAAUCGUGUAAGUAUCUUAGAAAAAGAUGAAAAAUAUAUGCAACAAAAAAUAGAAUUUCUUCAAAGUGAUAUCAGAGGAUUAUUAGAACUAAUACGACGUGCAGUGCAAGAAAAUCAUUGGAAUUUAGAUGAUAUAAAAUUCUUUGAAAUUCAACCUAGCGAUAUACCUGUCCCUACUAACUAUACCUGUGAUCAGGGAGAUAUAAGUCAUAAAAAGAUGCAGUCCUUGAAAUUGCAAAUCAAACAUCUUCAAGAAAAUGAAAAAAGAAUGAUUGUAUAUCAAAAAGAGUUAGAGGAUAAAUUAAUAGAUCUUAAUGCAAAAUUGCAAACAAAAGAAGAUACCGUUAAAGCAUGUGUUUCUCAAUUUCAAAAUCUUAGUGACAAUCUUAGAAAACAUGUCAAAUUUACUGAGCAAAUUGCAUGUAGCUCAUUUAUAGUAAAUGAUCAAGAACCUGUUGAUUUUAAAACUUUUGUUGCUAUCCAGAUUAUGUUAGUGGCUGGUAUUGUGGAAAAGCUAUUCAUUGAAAAAGAUCUAGAAACAAAAAACUUGCAGGAACGCUUACGUGACGCGGAAUCUAGUUUGAUAAUAGUAACUCGUGAUAGCGAUAUAAUUUUAAAUAAUUUAAAAAUUCAGUUGAAUGAAAAGUACAAGACAAUUCAAGAAAUAGAGCAGCAAAUGGUUAAUCUACAAAAAGUUUGUGCUAUUUGCUCGAAUGAAUCAAUAGAGAAGCAAAUUGUCUUAACAGCAGAAGUGACAGAAAGAAACGAAGUAGUAACAUCUCUGCAAAAACAAGUAACCACGUUACAAGAGCAAUGUCGUUCUACAAAUAUGCAAAUUCAUUUUAAAGAAGGCAUUAUUAAAGAAAUGCGAAGAAAAUUAAGACGAGCUAAGUUUCUAUAUUCUAACUUCUUUCCUUAUACUUAUAAUCGUUAUGACAAAGUUACUAUUGACAAUCAAGAAAUGGAAUCUUUUUAUAAAUUAUGUGAGAAAAUUAUGAUACCAAAAAUGAUGUAUACAUCUGCUGAGCACAAUAAUGAUUCGUUUUUGCAAACUUACAUUAACAAUAUUUUAAAUCAUAAUAAAUUAACAAAAGAUGUAUCUAUAAUGAAAACAAAACACAAUAAUUUAAAAACAAAAAUAAUAAAUUAUCAUAAGAAUACCGAAUAUAAUAAAAUUGAUAUGUAUAAGAGUUUUCAUGAUAUUGAUAAAAAGAUCUUGAAAUAUAGCAAAAAACUACCAUCUGAUGUUAAGAGGUCAAGGAAUCCUACAAAUCAACAGAAUCAAAUUUUAUUAUAUUUGAGUAAAGUAAAAUCAUUCAUGGAACAGGAAAAGGAAGACCUUUUUAAUUUAAAGAUAGAAUUGGAAAAAACUGUAGAAAACUUGUGCGGCAAAAAAGAUAAAGAAUAUAAAACGAUUGAUAGUGAAAAUAAUGUGGAUAAUAUAAGGUAUAAAUUAGCUAAAAAUAUUGAAUAUGUGGACAAAAUAUAUUUAAAAAAGGAGGAAUCAGUUGAAAUAAUUAAUUCUUUACUUCAAAUGGAAAAUAAUCAUCUUUUUCAUGUAGAAGAUCUUAAUUGCUUACCAAGCACGGACAUUAACCGACGGAAAUUAAUGGACAUAUUCAGAGCAUGUAUUGUUGAAGCACAACUUACUAUGGAAGAUAUGAAAGAUGAAAUAAAUAUAAUUGUUUCUUCAUUUAAAUGUAGACAUCAAAAGUAUGUUGAUUUGAAUAAAGAAGUUAUGAAUGUACAAAAUCAGUUAAUAAAAAGUCGGGGGAUAAUAGCAGAAGUAAUUAAUGAAUUACAAUUACAAGGAGAAGAAAGAAUAAGACACAAUGAUAGAAUUGCUUCAAGAAAGAAUAAAUUAAAAGACAUAAAAAAUGAAAUAAAUCUGUCCCAGUCCCAAUUAUCAAUUCAUAUAAAUGAAAUGCAGACCAAUGAAAAUAUAUCUAGUUAUGCAGAAAAUGUAUCCAACUACGACCUGUUAUGUUCAGUAAUCGAAGAAAUAGAACAAACAUCAUCUAGUCUGCAAAUAUUUCAAGUUCAAGGAUGUUGCAUAGUAAAAGAGUUUGAAAAAAUAAAGAACCAAUUUUGUGAAGUAGAUUCAUCUACAAGGAAAUUACAAGAAAAAAUAGAUGAAGCAUUGACAGAACAUGACAUAGUAGAAUUGACACUUUCACAAAAAGAACAAAAAUUACAGAAGUUAGAAGAAGAAGUUGAUGUGAUUCAUUUAAAAGUAAAAAACGUGUUGGAAUCAUUUUUUUCUCCAAAAGAACAUGUAUCUGAUUAUAAUAUUAUGGAGGCUCAAUUAUAUACACAAAUUUUAAAUGAGAUACUGCAAACUAAACAAGCUGUAUAUAAAUUAAGGAAAGAAUAUGAUGAAUUAAAAUAUAAGUUGUCACAAUCAUCACUCCACCCUGAAUGUGAUAAGAAAACAUGUUCAUGGAAAUGUAGAGUAACUGACUUACAAGAUCAAGUUAAAAUACUACAGUAUGAGGCAAAGUGCAAUGAAGAAGCAAACAAUUUUUUAAGAAAUAACAUUCAAUCAAUAGAAGAGGAACUGCAUAUAACACAAGCAAAAGCAGAUAAUUAUAGACGAUCUCAUUCCAUAGAUAAUAUGAAAUUAAAGAAAAAGAUUAUAGAAUUAGAAAAUACCCUUAAAUUUCAAAAAGAAAUUGAAUGUACUCUUCAGCGACAAUUGAAUGAUAGCGAAAUUGAAUUAAAAAGAUCUAAAGAAUUAUUAAAUUCUUCUCACAAUGAACAUAGCAUGGAAGAAACUUUGUUACGGUAUGGCUGUUAUCAAUUCAGAUAUGACACAAUGACUACACCUCAGUUAUUUAAAAAACUGCAAAACACUAUAAAAUCAACAAAAACUGGCCUUCAAGAACUUAAAGCAGAAUUCAAAAAAUUGAUUUGUGAAGAUUCAUCUAAUAGCUGUUCUUCUGCAAAGUCAUUAAUGAAUUUACUAGAAAAAUUACAGAAGUAUGAAAAUGAAUUAGAUAAUUGUACCCAAGAAAUUGAAGAACUCAAGAAUACAUUGUAUUCUAAAGAUAAGCUUAUAGAAAAUAUGGAUGAAAUUAUUAAAAUCCAAAAGGAUUCCAUUGUAAUGACACAAGCUGAAUUAAAAGAACUUCACAAAAAAUUUCAAGAAAAGAUUGAUAAUCAAGAUCAAAUAAUUUCUCAAUACGAAAAGGAAAAGAAAGAAUUAUUAGAACAGAACGAGCUUCAAGUUCAAACUAUUGGUCACUUACAAAAUGCUGUAGUGGAAGCUAAAAAAUGUAUAGAUCAAAUGGGACAUAGAACAGUGAGUGAUAUGAAAAAAAUUGAAGCUAUUCGUUUACUCACAGUGUAUGCAGAAGAAACUCAAAGUCAAUAUAAUGAAUGUUUUGCAGAGGCAGCUAAACAAGAUAAAUUGUUAGAGCUACAACGAGACGCAAUUCACAAUCUUCAACAAAAAAUUAGUAGUAUGGAAUACGAUAAUAGCACUGCUAUUACUUUCAUCCAUAUCACAUAUUAUUCAAUUUUAAAAACAGUACAGGAACAACUGGAAACUCGAGUAAAUGAAAUUCAAGCUCUAAAAAAUGAGAGAGAUACUUUAAUACAAUCAAAAUGUUACUUGGAAAGUAAAUAUUUGAACACAAAAAUGUUAUGGCAAGAAGCAGAAGGAAAAUUGCUGGAAUUAAGGAAAGAAACGUUGAAGAUUGAACAUAAAACAAAGAUUACUGAAGAUAAAGGAUGUCAAUAUAAAAUAGAAGUUAAAGACAAAAACUGCACCACUCAAGACAUAUUUGAUUGGAGUGACUUAACAUAUAAUAAUACGGAACAAUGUAAAAAUUUAUCAUAUGAACAUAACUUGCAAUCAGAAAUUGAAAUUCUAAUUGGAGAAAACGAAGAUAUGAAAAGACAAUUACAAAAAUAUAAAUUAGAUUUUGACAUCAUUGACAAAGAACUGAAAACAGAAAAAGAAAGUGGUACUUAUGUUCAACAAAUUUCAUUUGAGUUACAAAAAUUAAGAGAUACAGAGUGUUGUCUACAAUAUGAAAAUGAACAACUUAAAUCUGAUUUAAAAAAGAAAACUAUCGAAAUAGAGAACUUGUUAGAAAAGUUACAGUUAUCUCAGGAAAAUAACACAAAAUUUGAGAAAUUGUUAAAGAAAUUAGAGGAUAGGCAGAUACAGAUUAAUGAUUUAUGCAGUCAGAUUGUGAAUAAUGAAAUUGUUAUAAAAAAACAAACAGAAAUCAUUGAAGAACUUGAAAAAAAGUUAGAUAUAAAAAAUAAACAAAUUAAAGCAUAUUUAUCUGAAUUAAAUGAAGCAGAAGAAGAGAUGUCAACUUUACAUGAAAGGAUACAAUCUUUGAAAACAAUGUUAAAGGAAAAAUCAGAUGAUAUGGCUAAAUUGCAGGCAGAUUAUGAAGUGAUGAAAAAUGAGAAUUCUAUAUUGAAGAUGGAGAAUAGCAAUUUUGAGGAUAAAACAAAAGAAGAUAUUUGCCAAUUAAAAGCUAUAUUGAAAGAUCUUCAAAUGCAAUUAUGCUUCUCUGAAGAUAAUUAUUGCAGAGUCACUAAAGAUUUUAAUAGAACACAAGAACAAUUAAUCAAGAUAACAAAACGAGAAGCUGAUUUACAAGAAUGUUUAACAAAUAUGGAAAUGGAUUAUUGCCUAAAACUAUCAACUAUAGAGAAAGAGAAAGCUGUACUUGGAGACUGCUUGGAUAAACUUAAAGAUGAAUUAGAAGAAAUUCAAAGAAACUAUUCAUCAAAAAAUAGUGAACAUUGCAAACUGCAAGAUAUUUGUAAGUCUUAUGCGGAACAAUUACAUAUUUUACAACAACAGAUUGAGGGAGAAAAAGAGAAAAUUAAGCAAAUGGAAGAAUCAAAUCAUUGUAUAGUGCAGCAGUUACAGGAAUAUAAGGAACAAAAUUGUAAUCUUAUUAAGGAAAAAUCCAUAAUAGAACAAAAUAAUUGUGAAAUCAUUUCAGAGUUGCAAGAGACACACAAAUCCUUGUUAGAUUUAAAAAAAGAGUGUCAGCUAAAAAAUAAAUCAUUGGCGUGCAUAUCAGCAGAAUUAACAGAAACGGCAAUGAGUAGGUCGGAACUUUGUAAUCAGUCACAAUAUGUCGUUUCUUGUAUACGUGUUUGGAUGGAAGAACAACGAGAAUAUGUAAACAAACUUAGUACGAAAUUGAAAUCCCAACAACAGGAAUUAGUACAACUUGAAUUUGAAAAGAGAGUAUUAGUAGAUGAAACAAGGAGAUUAAAACACAUUAAUCAUGCACUAAUACAAAGACUAAAGCGGAUACAUAGACAUGGUGGGAGGAAUGUUAGAAAUGUUUGUGUAGGAUGUCAAAUAUUACCAAAAAAUAUUGAUAUACAUCUUCCUACAAGCUCCAAAUAUGUAUCAUCACAGAAGAAACUAAAUCUUACAAGGACAGCACAGCGCAUGUCGGUGUGUAGUAACGGUUCGUGGUUCCCUAAAAUGAAAUAUUUAGUAAACGAGUUACGAAAAAGUAAUGUAGAAUGUAGUGAAAACUGUUUUAACAGGAUAAAUACAGAUGUAGGGGCAGAAGAAAACCACGAUUGCGGUUACCAAUCAUCUACCAGUAAAUGAACAUGUAUAGAAAGUUAUGACUACUAAAAAUGAACUAAUCAUACUUUUUAUAUAAACAAAUUGUUAAUUCAUCAGACUUUUUUAUAUUAUUUACUAUGUAAUAGAAGUUCUUCAUAUUUAUAUGCAUGAGUCAAUUUAAAAAUAUAAACCUACAUCGAGUAAAUAAUUCAUUUGUCAAUGUGUACUUUCUUUAUUAAUGUUUCAUAAUUGAAUUUUCUGGAGUACGUAAUUUUAGAGUAAAAUGAUACUUUGUAUGACACAGAAUAUGCAACAAAACAAGAUUUUUUAUGUAUGCUUUAUGAAAUAAUUUAAGUAAAAACUUGCACUCGUUUAUAGUAAAUACUUCCAGACUGUUUGGAGGAUACUAAAAAUUACAUAUUACAGACUUUUACAAACUUUCGCUUAUCUCUAAAGAUCCAUCAUUAUAUGCUAUAUAUAUAAUCUGAUAGAGAAAUAUACAAACCAAAACAACAUGUAGUAAAA
Molecule: messenger RNA, 6662 nt
Organism: Bombus terrestris (buff-tailed bumblebee)
Lineage: Eukaryota; Metazoa; Arthropoda; Insecta; Hymenoptera; Apidae
Product: A-kinase anchor protein 9
Exons: 43
Coding region: 168-6179 (2003 amino acids)
Source: RefSeq, a predicted model, not a curated record